Molecule: messenger RNA, 1125 nt
Organism: Penicillium hordei
Lineage: Eukaryota; Fungi; Ascomycota; Eurotiomycetes; Eurotiales; Aspergillaceae
Product: Aldo/keto reductase
Exons: 4
Coding region: 1-1125 (374 amino acids)
Molecular function (GO): oxidoreductase activity
Source: RefSeq, a predicted model, not a curated record
AUGCCUCCUCCACCUCCUCCUCCCAAGAGCGUCCUAGGUCGUCACCGUCUCCUAGCCCCCUCGGCAUCGGUGCGCGUGAGCCCUCUGUCACUGGGCGGCAUGAGUCUGGGCGACAACUGGAAGGGAAUGAUGGGUGAAUGCACAAAAGAGCAGGCAUUCGAACUCCUAGACACCUACUACGACCUAGGAGGUAAUUUCAUCGACACAGCCAACAUGUACCAAUUCGGACAGAGCGAGGAGUGGAUUGGCGAGUGGCUCCAAAAGACAGGUCGACGGUCCGAGAUCGUGCUAGCCACUAAGUACACGCUGAGUCCUAUCUUCGGCAAGGGCGUGCAGCAAAGUAACUACGGGGGAACGGGAACCAAGAGCAUGCGCGUGGCUGUAGACAAUAGUCUGAAGCGUCUUCAGACGGAUUACAUUGACCUGUACUAUGUACAUGCGUGGGACUUUGCCACUUCCAUCCCUGAAUUGAUGCAAUCGCUUAAUACCCUCGUGCAACAGGGUAAGGUGCUCUAUCUGGGGAUCAGUGACACGCCUGCGUGGGUCGUUACUAAGGCUAAUGCCUACGCACGAGAGCAUGGUCUGCGUCCGUUUUCCGUCUAUCAGGGUCGGUAUUCGGCUAUGAUGCGCGAUCUCGAGCGUGAUAUUAUCCCAAUGGCGAGGGAUGAGGGUAUGGCUAUUCACCCGUGGGGUGUGCUGGGUAGCGGAUACAUCCGCUCACCGGGUGCCACUCCCAAGGAAGGUGGUCGUCAAACGCCUCAUGUCAAGACGGGUCGCGAGGAACAGGUAUCGGCCGUUUUGGAUACCGUGGCCAAUCGCCACGAGGUCCCUAUUACAUCCGUUGCGCUCGCUUAUGUGCUGCAGAAGGCCCCUUACAUCUUCCCCAUGGUCGGUGGCAACAAAGUCUCCCAUCUCAAGUCCAACAUCGAGGCUCUGAGUCUGGAGCUUACUGCUGAGGAUGUUGCCGAGAUUGACAAGGGCUACAACUUUGAUCUCGGCUUCCCGCACAACUUCCUCAAUCUGGCGGGCUUUAUGCCACAGGGUCCGCAGCAUGUGUCCUUCCUCUCAGGGUUGGGUCAUUUCGACUAUGUGGAGGCUCAGUCUGCAAUUAAGCCUCAGAAGUAG